UUAAAGAUUGAGGUUAUCAAAUCAAUUUUCAGGAAAUAAUCUACAUAAUCUUGAUAAUUAAGAAUAAAAUAAUGUGUAAUUAAGUGUUUGUCCUGUAGAAUAUUAAGUGUAAUUUUAUAAAAAUGUGGCAUUUGCUGCAAACGAGCUCUUGUCAGCUUGUUAGACAAAGACUGCUAACAGCUAAAAGCAAUGUAUAUUUUACGAAUCUUAUGAAAAGUAAACCGUCUAAUGUCGUAAAACGAUAUUUUUCUGAGGUUAAAACUUCGUCGGAGAAAAAUGCAAAACCGGGAUUGUUGUUGCUCUGUAGUCCAUGGAAGUUAUGUACUGGGGUCAGUUUGGCGUUGGGGGCUCGUUAUUUUCUUAGCAACGGUCCGGCGUACUGUAAGGCCCAUACAGUCCCUUCUAGGGUUAUCCAAAGAAGGCCGAAUAUAGACGAAGACAAUUCGAAGUUUGACUGGGAUAAAUUCCUCUCUUAUUUACAACCGCAUAAAUGGCUCUUAUUAGCAGCAAUAGGGUCAGCUUUAGUGGUGGCUUUCUUCAACGUUUACAUACCAGCGGUGUUAGGAGAAGUUGUGAAUGUGUUAGCCAACCAGAGACAGAAUCCUAGUGCGGACUUCUUGGAUAACAUCAGAGGGCCUGCACUCAAACUGGUUGCCUUGUAUAUUGGACAGGCAAUAUUCACAUUCAUGUACAUCCAUCUCCUCUCACAAGUGGGUGAGCGAGUGGCUUCGCAGAUGAAGCAGGAGCUCUUCGAGUCUAUCCUACUACAGGAUAUUGCAUUCUUUGACCAGGAGAGGACCGGAGAACUUGUCAAUAGGCUGACAGUAGACGUGCAAGAUUUCAAGAGUUCUUUCAAACAAACGAUUUCAGGUGGACUUAGAGCUAUUACUCAGGUGGUCGGUUCUUCGGUCAGUCUCCUAGUGAUAUCGCCGCAGUUGACAGGCUUAACGUUGGUCUGUGUGCCGUCGGUAGUUAUUGGAGGCACAUUCAUUGGAUCCUUGCUUAGAAAGCUCUCGAGAGAAGCGCAGACGCAGGUAGAAAAAUCAACUCUAGUAGCGGAGGAAGCGAUAGCAAACAUGCGCACAGUGCGUGCGUUCGCCGGCGAAGAGAACGAGGCGCAACUGUUCGCGCAGGAGUGCCAGGCCGCCGCUGAACUCAGUAUGGAGUUGGGGCUGGGUAUUGGACUGUUCCAGGCGGGAACUAAUUUGUUCCUUAAUGGCAUGGUUCUAGGCACGAUGUUCAUGGGCGGGCAUCUAAUGGCAUCUGGUCAGUUGUCAGCGGGUGACGUCAUGGCGUUCCUAGUGAACGCUCAGACAGUACAGCGGUCUGUUGCACAACUGUCGUUGCUGUUCGGGUCUGUCGUGAAAGGGAUCAGUGCUGGAGGACGCGUGUUCGAGUACAUAAACAAGAAGCCAAUGAUGGAUAGUUCUGGUUCGAAGGUGAUCAAGUACCACGAGUUCCACGGAGACAUAGAGUUCAAAGACGUCAGCUUUGCAUAUCCUAGCAGACCAGAGGCGAAAGUAUUGAAGAACUUCAACCUGAAGAUACCGGCUGGUAAGACGGUGGCCAUCGUCGGUACGUCCGGCAACGGCAAGUCUACAAUCGCUUGUUUGUUGGAGAGAUUCUACGACGUAGACGCAGGGCAAGUAACAAUAGACGGUAUAGACGUCCGGCAGAUGGACGGCAAGUGGCUGCGGGGACGAGCGCUGGGUAUCAUCAGCCAGGAACCUGUACUCUUCGCUACUACUGUCAAGGAGAAUAUUCGAUAUGGACGCCCUGAGGCUACUGAUGAGGAUGUAUACAGAGCAGCCCAAACAGCGAAUGCUCACGACUUCAUAGUUGGCUUCCCCAACGGGUAUGAUACUCUAGUGGGGGAACGGGGGAUGUCUCUCAGUGGGGGACAGAAACAGAGGAUAGCCAUCGCUAGAGCUGUACUCAAGAACCCCCCUGUACUUAUACUGGAUGAGGCCACAAGUGCCUUGGACUCAGCAAGCGAGAAAGUAGUGCAGACAGCGUUAGAGACUGCGGCUAAAGGUCGCACCGUACUAGUCAUAGCGCACAGACUGUCCACUGUCAUGAACGCUGACCUUAUUGUUGUGCUGAACAAGGGAAAUAUAGUUGAGAUGGGCACCCACGCUCAGUUGAAGAAACUGAAGGGUUUCUACUGGAACCUCAUUAAGCAGCAGGAUCAGUCGGCAGAAGCUAGCAUGACCUUAUGAGAGCAUUACGAGGUACACAACUAGUAAUAAAAACUAUCGCCAUUGAAUUUGGUACAAGGGAAAUUUGUAUUUGUAUUGCACCCAUAAAACAGAAGAAAGUCCUUGUAGAGCUACAUAAAAAAAAAGAAAAAGUUGAGGCUAAAAGGUGUAAUGUGAUGAUGUCUGAUGGAGGAGAAUUAAAGAAUACAAUAUUGAGUCGACACCAAGUAACUACUGCUCAAUCCACAAGCGGUCACCGGUGACCGCUCUCCACUAACUCCAUUAAACUGUCAAACACCAAGCGGUCACCGGUGACCGCAACCUAUUGUUCUAUAAUUAUGUCUACAAAACCGGUACUCGACGAGUUAAGGUGAGUCCAAACACGGCGUGCAAGGUGCGCGGCAGUUCAGUCCGAGACACGCUGCACUUUUUAUUUCGUAUUCAAACACAAUGCAUAUUUCUUAAUUUACUUGUCAGAAAUAUUUUGUAUAAUAAAUGUUUACAAACGAUUUCAAGGAAUAAAAUAAAGCUUAGUGUGGUGGACUUCUUACUUAAUAUUUUUUGUUUUGUUUUUUUUUUUGUUAUAAGGCCUCGGAAUCAGAACAGAGCGAACCAAACUGGCCACUGCUGAAGUAAAAAAAAACAUUUCACUUGAUUGACCAGCAUGUUCACUUUAUAUGUAUACGGUUU
This is a messenger RNA of Spodoptera litura, 2888 nucleotides long. Its product is annotated as mitochondrial potassium channel ATP-binding subunit. NCBI's taxonomy places the organism in Eukaryota, Metazoa, Arthropoda, Insecta, Lepidoptera, Noctuidae. Gene Ontology annotation, biological process: oligopeptide export from mitochondrion. Gene Ontology annotation, cellular component: mitochondrial inner membrane. The record is from RefSeq and is a predicted model, not a curated record. Gene Ontology annotation, molecular function: ABC-type oligopeptide transporter activity; ATP hydrolysis activity; ATP binding.